GGUUCCCAAAGCUGCGCGGUGGCCCCACCCCCGGAGGUCCGGUUGGAGGAAGAGCUAGUCUCCCGCGGCGCCCCAGUGACAAAGCCCAGACCUGGGUGCGGGAGGUGGGGGAGCGAGGGCGGAGGAUUUCGGUCUCUGGGGGUGCGGGAUCUUGACGCGCCCCCGUGCCUCAGAGGCUCUCAGUUUCGGAUCCAAGUACGGUGAUGGCCAAGCUUACUCCGGCUGCCUGUCAAAUCAAAACUGUCACAGAAUAAAUCCCGCUGCCUGCUGCGAAGCCCCGGUGCACUGCAAACUUAAGCGAACUGGGUGAUCGGUGACUGGAUAUGCAGAUCGCUGGUUCAGAAGGGGUGAACUCCCCGAGAGCCUCUCCCGGGGACCGAAGCCCGUAGGUGCAGUGAGGCGGUCGCGCGCGGGUGCCAGCGCCCCCGAAGCCGCCGCGCACAGGGGGGGAGCGAGGCGCCCGGCGGGGUCUGGAGGCCGCGCACCGGCUGCGGAGCCUGGUCUCCCGCGGCGGCAGCGGAUGAUGGUGGCGGCCGGCGCGCCGCGCUGUGCCUGUGCGUCGCCGCGGAGCUCGGCGCCGGGCGCCGCACGCUGAGCCCCUGCAGGUCCGCCGCAGCCGAGCGGGGCGAGCACGGACCCGCGCAGGGGCGCCCGACCCGCGCGCGGGCAGGGGGCGGGGCGCAGCGGGGUCGGCGUAUCAUGGCGGAUCGGACGGCUCCGGGCUGCCAGCUCCGGCUGGAGUGGGUGUACGGGUACCGGGGGCACCAGUGCCGCAACAACCUGUACUACACGGCCGGCAAGGAGGUGGUCUACUUUGUGGCUGGCGUCGGAGUGGUGUACAGCACCCGCGAGCACAGCCAGAAAUUCUUCCUGGGACACAACGACGACAUCAUCAGCCUUGCCUUACACCCCAACAAAACUUUGAUUGCAACUGGCCAGGUUGGGAAGGAGCCGUAUAUAUGCAUAUGGGAUUCUUACAAUGUUCAGACUGUGUCUAUUCUUAAGGAUGUCCAUACGCACGGAGUUGCCUGCCUGGCUUUUGACUCAGAUGGACAGCGUUUAGCCUCUGUGGGAUUAGAUGCCAAAAACACAGUCUGCAUCUGGGACUGGAGAAAGGGAAAACUUCUGGCUUCCGCCACUGGCCAUUCUGAUCGGAUUUUUGAUAUUUCCUGGGAUCCAUAUCAGCCAAACAGAGUGGUUAGCUGUGGAGUAAAACAUAUAAAGUUUUGGACACUAUGUGGAAAUGCCCUGACUGCAAAAAGAGGAAUAUUUGGCAAAACUGGAGAUCUUCAGACCAUCCUUUGCCUUGCAUGUGCCAAAGAAGAUAUCACCUAUUCUGGUGCUUUAAACGGUGACAUCUAUGUCUGGAAAGGGCUCAAUUUAGUCCGCACCAUUCAAGGAGCACACAGUGCUGGAAUCUUCAGUAUGUAUGCUUGUGAAGAAGGCUUUGCCACUGGUGGGCGAGAUGGUUGUAUACGAUUGUGGGACAUGGAUUUUAAACCAAUAACCAAAAUUGAUCUCAGGGAGACAGAACAAGGAUAUAAAGGCCUUUCUAUCCGGAGCGUGUGCUGGAAAGCAGACCGCCUCCUUGCAGGGACCCAGGACAGUGAGAUAUUUGAAGUGAUGGUGCGAGAGCGAGACAAGCCAAUGCUGAUCCUGCAGGGCCACUGUGAGGGGGAGCUCUGGGCUCUGGCCCUGCACCCCAAGAAGCCCCUGGCCGUGACGGGCAGUGACGACCGCUCUGUCAGACUGUGGAGCCUGGCUGACCAUGCCUUGAUUGCUCGCUGUAACAUGGAAGAGGCGGUUCGAAGUGUUGCCUUCAGCCCCGACGGGUCUCAGUUGGCCCUGGGUAUGAAGGAUGGGUCUUUCAUUGUUCUCCGAGUUAGAGAUAUGACAGAAGUAGUUCAUAUCAAAGAUCGGAAAGAAGUCAUUCAUGAAAUGAAAUUUUCUCCAGAUGGUUCCUACCUUGCAGUAGGAUCCAAUGAUGGCCCAGUAGAUGUCUAUGCUGUUGCCCAGAGGUAUAAGAAAAUCGGAGAAUGUAACAAGUCCAUCAGUUUCAUUACGCACAUUGACUGGUCAUUGGACAGUAAAUACUUGCAAACCAAUGAUGGUGCUGGAGAACGAUUGUUCUACAAAAUGCCAUCUGGGAAGCCUUUAACAAGUAAAGAAGAAAUUAAAGGGAUUCCCUGGGCUUCCUGGACAUGUGUUAAAGGCCCUGAAGUGAGUGGGAUUUGGCCCAAAUAUACUGAAGUUACUGACAUCAAUUCAGUAGAUGCAAAUUACAACAGCUCGGUGUUGGUGUCUGGAGAUGAUUUUGGGCUGGUCAAGUUGUUUAAAUUUCCUUGUCUCAAGAAAGGAGCCAAAUUCAGAAAAUAUGUGGGCCAUUCUGCACACGUCACAAAUGUCCGCUGGUCUCAUGACUUUCAGUGGGUGUUAAGCACAGGAGGGGCCGACCACUCGGUUUUCCAGUGGAGGUUUAUUCCAGAAGGUGUCAGCAAUGAUAUGCUUGAAACGGCACCCCAGGAAGGUGGCACUGAUUCCUACAGUGAAGAAUCUGAUUCAGAUUUAUCUGAUGUGCCUGAGUUGGACUCUGAUAUUGAGCAAGAAACCCAAAUCAAUUAUGACCGGCAGGUUUACAAAGAAGAUCUACCUCAGCUAAAGCAACAGAGUAAGGAGAAAAACCAUGCAGUGCCCUUCCUCAAACGGGAGAAGGCCCCUGAGGACAGCCUGAAGCUGCAGUUCAUACACGGUUACAGAGGCUACGAUUGCAGAAACAAUCUGUUCUACACGCAAACCGGAGAGGUGGUCUACCACAUCGCUGCAGUUGCUGUUGUGUACAACAGGCAACAGCACUCCCAGAGGCUGUACCUGGGCCACGAUGAUGACAUCCUUAGCCUCACCAUUCACCCAGUGAAGGACUAUGUGGCCACUGGACAGGUUGGAAGAGAUGCUGCCAUUCAUGUGUGGGACACACAGACUCUGAAAUGCUUGUCACUGCUAAAAGGACAACAUCAGAGAGGAGUGUGUGCGCUGGAUUUUUCAGCCGAUGGAAAAUGUCUGGUGUCGGUUGGUUUAGACGAUUUUCACAGUAUUGUAUUUUGGGACUGGAAAAAGGGAGAAAAGAUAGCCACCACCAGAGGACAUAAAGAUAAAAUAUUUGUGGUAAAGUGUAACCCCCAUCACGUUGACAAACUGGUUACAGUUGGGAUUAAGCACAUCAAAUUCUGGCAACAAGCAGGUGGUGGUUUCACCUCUAAAAGAGGAAUCUUUGGAGGUGUUGGAAAACUGGAGACAAUGAUGUGUGUCUCUUACGGGAGAAUGGAAGAUCUGGUGUUCUCAGGAGCAGCUACUGGAGAUAUUUUUAUUUGGAAAGACAUUCUACUACUAAAGACAGUGAAAGCUCAUGAUGGGCCUGUGUUUGCUAUGUAUGCAUUAGAUAAGGGCUUUGUAACAGGUGGGAAGGAUGGAAUCGUCGAGCUCUGGGAUGAUAUGUUUGAAAGAUGCUUGAAGACUUACGCCAUUAAAAGAGCAGCAUUGUCAACUAGCUCAAAAGGCCUACUUUUGGAAGAUAACCCUUCAAUCCGUGCCAUUACUCUGGGACAUGGACAUAUCCUGGUAGGAACAAAAAAUGGAGAGAUUCUGGAAAUUGGUAAAAGUGGCCCAAUGACACUACUUGUUCAGGGGCACAUGGAAGGAGAAGUCUGGGGGCUGGCAGCUCACCCUCUCCUACCCAUCUGUGCGACAGUCAGUGAUGAUAAAACCCUUCGGAUUUGGGAAUUAUCUUCCCAGCACCGUAUGCUGGCAGUGCGGAAACUCAAGAAAGGGGGAAGAUGCUGCGCGUUCUCCCCAGAUGGGAAAGCCCUAGCGGUCGGCUUAAACGAUGGGAGUUUCCUGGUGGUGAAUGCUGACACUGUUGAAGACAUGGUCUCUUUUCAUCACAGAAAAGAAAUGAUUUCUGAUAUUAAAUUUUCAAAAGAUACAGGAAAGUAUCUUGCUGUAGCAUCUCAUGAUAACUUUGUGGAUAUUUACAACGUACUUACAAGCAAGAGGGUUGGCAUCUGUAAAGGAGCUUCUAGCUACAUUACACAUAUUGACUGGGAUUCUCGAGGAAAAUUAUUGCAAGUUAAUUCAGGUGCCAAAGAACAACUUUUUUUUGAAGCUCCAAGAGGAAAAAGGCAUAUUAUAAGGCCCUCGGAGAUGGAGAAGAUAGAGUGGGACACAUGGAGCUGUGUCCUGGGGCCCACCUGUGAGGGAAUCUGGCCCGCGCACAGCGAUGUGACUGACGUCAAUGCUGCCAGUCUGACCAAAGACCGCUCCCUCUUAGCCACUGGAGACGACUUCGGUUUUGUCAAGCUUUUUUCAUAUCCUGUCAAGGGACAGCAUGCAAGAUUCAAGAAGUAUGUGGGGCACAGUGCGCACGUCACCAACGUGAGGUGGCUGCACAAUGACUCCGUGCUACUGACAGUGGGCGGCGCUGACACGGCCUUGAUGAUCUGGACCAGGGAGUUUGUGGGGACCCAGGAGAGCAAGCUGGUAGACAGCGAGGAGUCCGACACCGAUGCGGAGGAGGACGGAGGCUAUGACAGCGAUGUUGCCAGAGAGAAGGCCAUUGACUACACCACCAAGAUCUAUGCCGUGAGCAUCAGGGAAAUGGAAGGCACCAAACCACACCAGCAGCUGAAGGAAGCGUCGGUGGAGGAAAGACCGCCUGUUAGCCGUGCAGCUCCUCAGCCCGAGAAACUCCAGAAGAACAACAUCAUCAAAAAAAAGAAGCUGGUUGAGGAGCUGGCUCUGGACCACGUGUUUGGCUACAGAGGAUUCGACUGCCGCAACAACCUGCAUUACCUUAAUGACGGUGCUGACAUCAUCUUCCACACAGCAGCGGCUGGCGUUGUUCAGAACCUCGCCACAGGCAGCCAGAGCUUCUACCUGGAGCACACGGAUGACAUCCUUUGCCUCACAGUGAACCAGCACCCCAAAUACAGAAAUGUGGUGGCCACCAGCCAGAUAGGUGAUACCACGGAAACCCCAGGAACAACACCUUCGAUCCACAUAUGGGACGCCAUGACCAAACACACCCUCUCCAUGCUGCGGAGCUUUCACUCCAAAGGGGUGAACUACAUCAACUUCAGUGCCACCGGAAAGCUCCUGGUGGCCGUGGGCGUGGACCCUGAGCACACCAUCACUGUCUGGCGAUGGCAGGAAGGUGCCAAGGUUGCCAGUCGAGGGGGCCACCUGGAGCGCAUAUUUGUGGUAGAAUUUCGCCCUGACUCUGACACACAGUUUGUGUCUGUUGGGGUCAAACACAUGAAGUUCUGGACUCUGGCAGGCAGUGCACUGCUUUACAAGAAAGGGGUCAUCGGGUCCAUGGAGGCCGCCAAGAUGCAGACGAUGCUGUCCGUGGCCUUCGGUGCUAAUAAUCUCACUUUCACGGGUGCCAUCAAUGGAGAUGUCUAUGUCUGGAAGGACCACUUUCUCAUACGGUUGGUGGCCAAGGCUCACACAGGCCCUGUGUUUACAAUGUAUACCACUCUUCGGGAUGGACUCAUUGUGACUGGAGGCAAAGAGCGGCCGACCAAAGAAGGAGGUGCUGUCAAACUGUGGGACCAGGAGAUGAAGCGCUGCCGGGCCUUUCAGCUGGAGACAGGGCAGCUGGUGGAGUGUGUGCGCUCCGUGUGCCGAGGCAAAGGGAAAAUUUUAGUAGGAACCAAAGAUGGAGAAAUAAUUGAAGUUGGUGAAAAAAAUGCUGCUUCCAACAUUCUGAUUGAUGGACACAUGGAGGGGGAGAUCUGGGGCCUUGCCACACACCCCUCCAAGGACAUCUUCAUCUCUGCCAGCAACGAUGGCACCGCCCGGAUCUGGGACCUGGCCGACAAGAAGCUGCUCAACAAGGUAAACCUAGGCCAUGCAGCCAGGUGUGCAGCCUACAGCCCUGAUGGGGAGAUGGUGGCCAUUGGUAUGAAGAAUGGCGAGUUUGUCAUCUUGUUGGUGAACAGCUUGAAAAUUUGGGGGAAAAAACGAGACCGAAAAUCUGCCAUCCAAGAUAUCAGAAUCAGCCCAGACAACCGAUUCUUAGCUGUUGGUUCUUCUGAGCACACAGUUGACUUCUACGACCUCACUCAGGGAACAAGUCUGAACCGCAUUGGCUACUGCAAAGACAUCCCAAGCUUUGUCAUUCAGAUGGAUUUUUCUGCGGAUAGUAAAUAUAUUCAGGUGUCAACAGGAACCUACAAACGCCAGGUUCAUGAGGUGCCCCUGGGGAAGCAGGUAACCGAAGCCGUGGUCAUUGAGAAGAUCACCUGGGCUUCCUGGACAAGCACCCUGGGAGACGAGGUCAUUGGAAUCUGGCCACGAAAUGCAGACAAGGCUGAUGUCAACUGCGCAUGUGUGACCCAUGCUGGCCUGAAUAUUGUCACAGGAGACGAUUUUGGGCUGGUGAAGCUCUUUGAUUUUCCAUGCACAGAAAAAUUUGCCAAACAUAAGCGAUACUUUGGUCACUCUGCUCAUGUGACGAAUAUUCGUUUCUCUUAUGAUGACAAGUACGUGGUUAGCACUGGUGGAGACGACUGCAGUGUGUUUGUGUGGCGAUGUCUGUAAGCACCAGGACGCUCUUCUGAUGCUGCUGCUGCUACUGUCACCCCAGCAAGCGCUGAGGCCACCUUGCCCCAGCUGCGGGGAAAUACCUACCGUGCUGCAGGGACGCACAUACUCCAAGCGCUGGUGACGUUUUUGUGUAUGACUGCUCCCGUGAUCUGGACUCUUGGAAGAAGGUAAAGUUCUAAAAUGUUAACAAUACUUGCCUGUUUCUGACACUAAAAACUAUACAUGCGUUCUACAUUGAGGAAGAAGUCCUAUCUGAUGAUGUAGCCCACUGACAAAAUUUAAAGCCUCAGUUACUCUAACCAGUAUGUAGCUUUUAAUUUGCAUCAAAACUUUUCCAAAAGAUGUUUUGCUAUUGUUUCUAUGUAUUUCAAGAAUGUUCAUUUUUACAAAUAAGUUGAACAAUAACUUGCAUUACAUGCACCAGAAGUACAAGAAAUACAGCUGUUCUUUAAUUUAGCUUUCAAAACCAAAUGAGCCAUGUAUAAACAAGUUGAGAAACUUAAUUUUUAAAUGUUUCAUUUGCAGUUUUAUAUCCAUUAAGUGCCUUUCAGAGUUUCCAGUUGUGUAGGCUGCUAUUUCACCUCCACAAAUUAUCUCCUUUCUGCAUAUGGUGCUAAAACUUCCAAACUGAGGGGGCUACAGGACCCUUAGCUAAUUCACAGUCUUGUCACCUGUGUCCUGGGUUCAUGUCAAGCCUUUCUGAAUAAGAGAAAUCAGUUACCUGCUUGGGUAAACAUGAUGGUAAGGAAGUUGAGCGGCAAAGGAACUUAAGUUUGGCAGGGAGUAGAAUGGAUUUUCAUUGUGUUAGUGCCAAACCUGCAAAAACCCAAAACAGAAUUCAAACAGAAGCAAACCACUACUACAAAACAGAAGAAACGGACAACUACAUCCAAGAUGGAUGUGUUGAUUUAUCUUGCUAAAUCUUAAAAUUAAGGUGAUCCGAGACUACACCUUGGCAUACCACCCCCAAAGUGGGGUUGAUUUGACUUCUUUAAUUUGUAUCAGGUCAACUAUGUAAGUCUACAUUUAAAACAAACAAAAAAUCCCCGGGGGAACCAAUUCCUAAACGCAAGGAAUAUUUAAUAAACCAAAA
Cavia porcellus (domestic guinea pig) is the source of this 7696-nucleotide messenger RNA. It is a transcript of the gene Eml6, whose product is annotated as EMAP like 6. Bases 700 to 6597 code for a protein of 1965 amino acids. The transcript has 43 exons. Lineage: Eukaryota; Metazoa; Chordata; Mammalia; Rodentia; Caviidae. The record is from RefSeq and is a predicted model, not a curated record. Gene Ontology annotation, molecular function: microtubule binding.